Messenger RNA from Pseudogymnoascus destructans, 2332 nucleotides. RefSeq lists its product as uncharacterized. Gene Ontology annotation, biological process: Golgi to plasma membrane transport. The record is from RefSeq and is a predicted model, not a curated record. Gene Ontology annotation, molecular function: protein binding. The coding region runs from base 233 to 2293 and encodes 686 amino acids. NCBI's taxonomy places the organism in Eukaryota, Fungi, Ascomycota, Leotiomycetes, Thelebolales, Thelebolaceae. Gene Ontology annotation, cellular component: exomer complex. The transcript is spliced from 6 exons.
AACUCCCGUACCAGCUACCUACUGUGGUGACCACGCAAAGAAAGCUACCUUACUGUUACAUCCACAUCCAUACCGUCCCUGAGGCUCAACCAACUCAAAGAGCAACAACGUCAAUUGACAACCACGCACAUCGCUGAUUAUAUAUCCCAAAGGCGCGACAGGAGCGAUUGAAAUAUUACGAGCUAGGGGGGAUUGUUUGUGUUUGUUUGGGUGGGCGAAGGAUUGAGCGAAGAUGGUUGCGCCGGCGGUGCCAGAGUUGACGGAGGAGGUGAUGCACGAGAGUGUUGAAGCGCGCACUGAAGGGCUCUCAUCCCUCCGCGAACUUGGACCCCCAGAUCUAGUACACCUGGUCAAGCAGGCGCCACGGAACCCGGCGAGACAGUCGGGGAUCUAUCACCAUGUUAUGGGGGUGGAUGCAUCAUCGUCAGCAAGUCUGGCGGCGUAUAUUAAUACGCUCACAUAUACGGUGUUCGAUAAGACCGUAGCGAAGAUUGUGGAGGGGACUUACUGCUGCUACAAUGCCUUCUCCCGCGUUGAUAUGCGCGUCCAGGUCACGAUUCCCGGCUCCGUCGAAAGCUACUGCAUCGACGAGCGUGGCGACAAGCGCGUUGCUUCCGACGAACUCUGGCUAGAGACAUACCUGUGCAGCGUCCUGCGCUCAUACUCAUACGCCGACGAUGGAAGCGGUGAGACUAUUCGCAAGAUCAUGGGUGUGAGGCGCUUCAACCCUGUCACAAAUACGGAGACGGAGCAUAGAUUUUUGGCCGCGGCGGAGCAGCUGUUUUUCAGAGGAUGGCAGCUUGGAUCGGAUUCGAUGGUUCAAGUUCCCAAUAACGUCGCGAACCACCUCACCGCCGGACUCCUCCGAUACUUCCACACGACCGGCCGCUUCGCGUCUGGUAUUAACCUCUUCGAGAAACUGCGCGUCAAGAAUGUCGAGGUCUCCUCCCUCCUCGCGAAGGUUAUGAUCAUGGGCAACGAAGAGGUACAAGCUGUCCGCGUCCUCCACGAAGCAGUCAAGCAGUCGCCCAUGGACUACGUCCUUCUCGACACCCAAGCCGACUUCCUCAUGAACAAAGCCCUCAACCCGACAACCCCCGAGCUGAAGAAGGAGCGCCUUGCCUGGGCCCUUGGUUGCGCUGACCGCAGCACUAUCGCCGCCCCGAGCGAAUUCGGCACCUGGGCACGCCUUGCACAAGUAUACGUCGCAAUGGAGGACUGGGAGAACGCGCUCACGACGCUCAACUCAUGCCCGAUGUUCACGUACCAGGACAAGGACGCCCCGUUGAUGCCAGAGCCCAAGGACGUGCACCUACCCACCCUGCCCGAGACGCGCCUCGAUGAGAUUGACAGCGAGCCCGACUCCAAGUUUUCCGAGCAGGUCCACCCUAGCCUGCUCGGCCUCCGCGCCGCGCAGUACAAAGGCACCUUCAAGAAGGCAUAUAGCAUCUUGACAGAGAUGACGGCUAAGAUUGGCUGGGACCAGCUGCUCAAGAUCCGUAGCCAGGUGUUUGUCAUGGAGGAAGAAUACCGCACCGAUCGCCAGCCCGGGGAGGAGAAGCGCAACCCGAGCACGGAUGUGCUAAGGGGGACGCCGGAUCCACAGGCGAAUGGCAUAGAGGAGGCAGAGUCUGAGGCGAACGGGUCUUUAGCUGGAGAUGCCGACGAAACUGCCUCAGACGCUGGUGCUGCCCUCGAGAAGCCCGAGCAGACCGUGCACAAAGAAGAAGUUAAAGCCGGCAACGAAGAUCCCGACACCACCGAAGAACAACUCGCGCGCUUCAACAACAAACGUCUCUGCGAGCGCUGGCUCGACAGCCUCUUCAUGGUCCUCUACGAAGACCUCCGUAUCUACACCAUCUGGCGCACCGAGAUGGCCCAGUACCGCGCCCAGUCCCUGCAAUACCAGAAGUCCGCCGAGGAAUGGGAGAUCCUCGGUGCCCUCGCUACUCGUCUGCACCACGCCCCCGAGGCUGCCGAAGCCUACCGCGCCUGCCUCGAUAUCCGAUUCAGCCCCAAGGCGCUGCGCGGGGUAUUGGGUGGGUACGAGAAGCAGCACCGCACGAGGGAUGCUGUACAGGCGGUUAUUAGACUUAUUACCUGGCAGUAUCGCUGGUACUCGGAGUUCUCGCCUGAGCUGCUGUGGACGGUUAGAUCGCUGAUUGAGGAAGAUGGCGCGAUGAAGGUGAGGAGUAUUAUUCAGGCGAGCAGUUUGCCGCAGAAUGUGCUCGAGUUGACGCAUCAUUAUGCGGCGCUGUGUGCGGCGUUUAGAAGCAGUGGGACCGAGGGUUAGCGGGGGAGUGUGGAGGAGAUGACAUAUGAGGGAGGGGGG